AUGGGACCGUCAGACGCACCCUCCUCGCCGACAUUCCCUGCCCUGGAUCCCAUCAUAAUGGACGAUGAGAUGGAGUCUACAUUCCGCAACGCCAAUAUGGAUUUCCUUGACCCAACAAAACUUGAGAUUCCCUCGGGAUCUGCUGGAGGAGAUUUCGAUGAUCUAUUCGCCCAUGUCACCCACAGCCGCUCAAAUGCCGCCCCGGAGUCGUCCAAGGCUUAUCAAGACCAACACCCCCUGAGGCAGCCACCGUUGAUGGCAGCAGAGUCGCCAGCAGAGUCGCCCGAUAAUUCCAGCCGCAGCUCUUCCUCGGAAUCCCCUCGCAAUCAUCAUCGCCAUGCCUCGGUCGCAUCAACAAACUCCGCCGCUCAUAGCGAAAAUCCGUUGACUUCCACCGGUUUCCCAACAGAGGAUUGGAUGCGUCCUGAACUGUCUUCUGUGAAGGAAGAAUCGCCGUUUACGAUUGAACCGUCUUAUCCCAUGGACGGGUUCUCCAUGGACCCUGACUUGGAGUCGAGCAACAAGGCUAUGGAUGCGGCCUUUGAUUUCGAAAGCGCUGCGAGCAGUCCGAGCCCAUUGAAAACCGAGAACCCCCCACAACCUAAUCCUCCGAACGGAUCCCAAUCACAGUUCUGGAGUCCUGCGACAGCCCCCGCCGCACCGCCAUCGAACGAAGCUCCCGUCGCGGCUGGAUCAUCACAGGCCCCUGCUCCUGGAUCUCCCUUCUUUCCUUUUGGUCUCAAAGAACAGUCUCCAUUUUCAGGGACAUUUCGCAAUGAUUCGGAGAGGCUGGCUGCCCCACAAUGGGGAACCCAGUCCCCGUCAUCGCUGUUGGAAGAAAGCUUCGGCGGCAUUAACAUGAAUGGGCAGUCACCUCUCAACCAAGCGAUGUCGCCCAGCAUGAACUUCGGCUCGCCUGCUGCAUUCCCAUUCUCAGUCAAUUUUGGCUCGUCACCGGCUCAGCCGGUGGAUACCACUAAUUCGGUUCAACCCAUUCUCACGGUGCAUCCGACCUCCCUCAAAUCGCGUGUUGAAACCCAGAUUCCGAUCCGGUUAACGCUCUCCCCGCUGCCGGCCAGCGUGAAGAAAUUGCGCCUCCCUUCCCACACCAUCUCUAAACUCAAAUUCCUUGCCUCUGCUAACACCGAACCUUCGCCCGACACUCUGCAACUAUACACAAGUCUUGUCUGUACUAGUGCGAUGCAAGACCGUGAAAAGUUAAAACGAGCUUUUGCACGCACAAGGGGUGAAACAUAUCAAAGCGGGAACGGUUUGAAAGAAGACCAGCCAUUGGAAGGUGGAGAUGUGGUGAUCUGCGGUGGGUGUAUACAACGAGAACGCAAACGUGCUUCUCGAAAGAAGCAGCGGAAGCCCGAAGAGGAUGAGCUGUUUCAAAAAGACGAGGAAAAGAGGGUCAUUGUCUUCAACACCAGUGAGAUCAAAGAAUGGACCGAGCCGCCCAAGAACACGUCAAAUGGCUAUGACAUGCCGCCCGCUCCCCAGGGAUCGAUGCAAGUAGAGCUUCCGAUGCGGAUUGCUUGUUACUGUCGGCACCAGAACGAGAAGCUUGGGUUUCAGGUUAUCUUUACCAUCAAGGAUCAUCUAAACAAUGUCGUUUCUCAGGCAAUUACCAAUUCAAUCAUGAUCACCGAUGACCACAAAACACAGGCUCCUGCCGCUCCAGUUCCAACGGGUCCUUCGCCUGCGUUGCCAGAUGGAACGCAGCUUCCUGGUGUUGGUGUGUUUUCUUCAGGGUCGAAUCCAGAUAACGUCAAAGGUGCGAACGGUGCGUUUGCAUCACCUCAGUCGCCCACAGAUCUCCAGGGUCUUCAACAAAGGUUCAACUCACAAUACCAGCUUACACCAAGCUCUUUUGCUGUUCAAGGCUCGGCUAAUGGCACCUCUGCACCUUCACACACCUCCCGUAGCCUGUCUCGGCAGGCAUCUCCAACUGAUUUCCCUGGCCCACAAUCCAAGCGACGGAAGCACAGCAGUUCUGGAAGACUACCAUCAGAAUUGACCAUGACAAGAAUGGAGACACCGCAAUCAUCAUCAGCUGCAAUGAAUGCUGCGCAACUUGCUGCUGCUCGCGGAUAUGCCUCCCCGACAGAACGACCGUUUGUGACGCCUUCUUCCAUGAACGGUCAGUAUGGAAAUGGGCCACCGACUCCCAACCAAAGCCAUGACAACAAUCCUUUCUUUAAUCCCACCCCAGCACAACGCCAGAGCUUGGAUAGCUUGGCUCAUCAGCCUUUGGGGUCCGCGCCCAACUCUGCUCAGCCUAGUCGGCCAGGAACACCUGUUCCAAUCCUGCAAGCCAAAUAUGGCCUCCCCCUCGCCACCACCCCCAACCGUCUCCCAUCAGUGAUCCAUAAGCUGGUUCCAGCGGAAGGCUCAAUUAUUGGAGGUACAGAGGUCACAUUAUUGGGUAGCGGCUUCUACCCCGGUAUGGAGGUUGUUUUUGGUGAUACACUUGCGACUACUACGACAUUCUGGGGAGACAAGUGUCUCAAUUGUCUGACUCCACCGGCACUCCAGCCAGGCCUGGUGUCGGUUAUGUUCAAACAUGAACACCCGACUUUUGGACAAGUGCAACAACCCCAGCCUCUCAUGCCCAAGCAACAACUCUUCUUCCGAUACGUGGAUGAUCGUGAGCUUCAGAUGUACCGUCUGGCUCUCAAUAUUCUUGGUCAGAAAUUGGGUAGUCAGGCGGACGCAUUUCAAACAGCCCAGCAAAUCAUGGGCAGCGAUCCGAAUGCCUUCUUGAACAUGCAAAAAGACAUGCAGGGUGGUUCCUCUGGUGGCCAUCAGCGGCAAGUGCCAGGAAUGGAGGCUCAGGGCAAGCUUAGCGAUCUUGACUCCAAGAUGCUGACCUACCUUGAGUUCAUCGAUCUUGACGACAGCCCGCGGCCGCCUCGCUUCAACUCUCGCAGCACAACUGGACAGACCCUUCUGCAUUUUGCGGCCUCUUUGGGAUUGACUCGGUUCGUCGCAGGAUUGUUGGCUCGUGGUGCCAAUCCCGAUGUGCAAGACAACACCGGCAAUGCACCAAUGCAUCUGGCUGCUCUUCACAGCCAUGCCCACAUCGUUCAUCGUCUCCGUUUGGCUGGUGCCAACGCUAAUGCCCGGAGUGUGCGUGGCUUCACUCCUGCUGAUCUGGCUACAUCCUUACCCACACACCAGGCUGCUCUGCUGCCUUCUCGUCAUUACCGUUCUCGCAGCGUUGGGUCCCUCACUUCACGCCGCAGGCACAGCAGCUCUGCUUCGCUCAGCUCACUUUGGGAGGCGUCAUCCGCCUCUGGGUCCCUUGGUCAUGCCGUUGAUGACUCGGAAGAACUGGAUGAUAGUGAAGAUUUGGACAGCGAGGAUUCCGACGAUAUGCCUCUACAUUUCAGCGCCUCUCGACGAUCGAGUAUGCACCAAGAUGUCGUUCCCCCAGUUGUGGAUGGUGGCGAGCAAGUAGUAGGACAUGAUGCUGCACCAGGCUUUUCCCCGCCCGCGGCAGUCGUCGCUUGGCGAAAUCAGCUGGCUGCACAGAUCAACCACUUCCAGCAGAGUAUGGCUAAUGCUUUCCCCAAUAUCCCUGCUUUGCCACCAAUGCCCGCUCUACCUCCAAUGCCCGCUCUACCUCCAAUGCCCGCUUUACCGGAUUACCAGGCCAACCAGAUGAUGCGUCGCAUUACCAAUCUUGUGCCUCAUCGUCCAGUGGCUGAUGGUUGGUGGGAUUACUUGAAGGGCAACACAGCCCAAACCCAUACACAGCCGCCUUCUUACGAUGAACUUUAUCCGCACCAGCAGGCCCGUGAGGAUGAGGCUGAGAUGAAGAAAACAUCUCUGUUACGUGCGGCGACAGAGGCUGCAUUAGAUCAACACUUUGAAGCUCAGAGCACAGUUGUCGCCUCUACGUCUGCUGCUGCGACUGCAGCUGCCGCCACACCUACAACCCCUGAACGCCCACGAUCAGCGAACGAUGAACUCAAGGACAUCACCAUUGGGAAGAAGCUCAUUUCAAGAGAACAGCAGAAGCAUCUUCGAGAGCAUCAGGCCCGUCGCAUGAAGGGGUUGGGUAGCGACCGAAACCUCUAUUUCAUUUGGAUUCCCCUUCUUCUUCUGGUUAUUUGCGCAUGGGUACGGAACUAUGUACCUGGAAUUUGGCAAGGCGUCACGGACAGCUUUGAUUUUGUGAAGACUCGCUAUACACAGCGGGCUGUGGAAAUAGGUAUCUAG
Penicillium longicatenatum is the source of this 4227-nucleotide messenger RNA. RefSeq names its product putative membrane-tethered transcription factor (SPT23). The record is from RefSeq and is a predicted model, not a curated record. The transcript is spliced from 4 exons. Gene Ontology annotation, molecular function: protein binding. Lineage: Eukaryota; Fungi; Ascomycota; Eurotiomycetes; Eurotiales; Aspergillaceae. Bases 1 to 4227 code for a protein of 1408 amino acids.